GCCACUGAAAAUAACUUCUCAGCUUCAUGUCAAACUACUACGUAGAGAAUCCCUGGCCUAGUUAGUGAGAAAGAGCAGAACCCACAAAGCGAGGGCUGGCAUAGGCCUACAACUCCAAAGUGCAUGUUUUUUCUGAGAUGUCUUCCGCCUUCUGCAGUUUUUGCAUCCUUGCUCUUUUGUUUUCGAUGAAGUGAAGCACAGAGAGGAUGAGGAAAGAUUUUGGAAUUGAAUAAUAACGGCACUGUUUCAAAAUUAAGAUCCAACUUUCAAAAUGAAGACAAUCGUGUGGUUUGUGUUUGUGCUUGGUGCACUUUCUGCUGCCGGCAAAGUGAUCCUCACAAAUCUAGGGCAGAAGGCUACCUUGGAGUGUGGGGUCAACGCCUUCAAUGACCGCCUGGUGUGGCAUCGUGGAGAUGACCUGAUACAUAGUAUUCCUAAGAACGGCUUCCCUCUCAGAGGGGCAGUUGAUAUUGUCGGAAGGUCAACAGUGAAGCGGGAUACAAAGCUAGAGAUCUCUGCAGUGAAGAAAGAAGAUGCCGGAAAGUUCAUUUGCACUGCAGAUGGGAGCCGUCACGAACACAUACUUCUUGUGGUCUCAGUCUGGGCCACACCCUCCGGUGAGCUCCUGCUGGACAGCGUAGCCACGCUCCACUGUCAGGUAAAAGGUCUGGACCAAGACCCUUCAGUGCAGUGGAAGACACCAGAUGGAAGUCCACACUCGGGGUCACUCAAAUCUGUAACCCGCUCUGAUGCAGGGACCUGGAAGUGUAUGUUCUCCCAUGACGGGGGGACGUACGAUCGGAGCCUAACCAUCAAAGUUCAAGAACCAGCUACACCAUCCUCUUCCCAAAGCUCCAAUGACGUCCUUAAACCAACCUGCCCCAACUGCGUCACCCACCAGGCGUCAAUCACUGCUGCUCUGCUGCUGGGGCUCAGCUGGUGGGUGUGGGUUGCAGUUGGAGUAGGCUGCCUGGUUGUGGUUCUCCUAAUGGUCUUUGUCAUUGUCCUGUGCAAGAGGAUCAAAAGAAAGAAGAGAAAAUUUCAAACGAUGAAGAAUGGACGACAGCCGCUGAAGCCAAAGAAGUACUGCCAGUGUGACUGCCCAGCAGCUGCAGCAAAACCGCAGCAAGGACGCCGGAGAGAGAAGCCAUCAGCUCCCCCUCUGCAACCCCUGCUAAUGCUGUGACAUGAAAGACAGAUCGAAGAAAGGAAAGACAGACAUGAAGAAAGAGAGAGAGAGAGAGAGGAAGGGAAAGUGAGGAAUAGAUAAAGAUAAAGAGAGAGCGAAUGAAAGAGAACGCGUCAUGAAUGUAAAUUGCCUUUUGAAUGCUCAAGAUGGAAAUAAAAAUCAAAUGUAAUGAUGUGGGCACUUUGAGCUUUUUCACCAAAUAUAACCAGUGAACUGAAUGCAAAUGGGCUCCUCCACUGGGAGUACAGCAACAGCCUGUGCUUAUUUGUGUCAUGUAUGCCUCAUGUGAACAUGUGAAGAAUAUCUUUGAAUACAGAAUUGUCAACUUCUAAUGUGCUCUCUGUUGAAAAAAUUAAUUUAGCAGAUUUCGAAAUACUUUCUUACUUGUGUUUCUGUGUAUUUGGUAGAUGUUAAUACUUUGUUUUUUUUCAGUGGGUUGUAAAUGAAAAAUUAGAGUACUGUAUUGAAGUUGUAUGUUUUUUUUUGCCUCAGACAAUAAACUAAGGAUACCCAAAAGCAAAUUUGAAAAAAUAUUUUUUUAUCCACAUACACAUAUAAGAGACGGGGAGGCUUCUUUCUGUAAGAUGAAAUCACAAUGCGCAUUGUUU
Anarrhichthys ocellatus (wolf-eel) is the source of this 1797-nucleotide messenger RNA. RefSeq names its product T-cell surface glycoprotein CD4-like. The coding region runs from base 272 to 1186 and encodes 304 amino acids. The transcript has 9 exons. NCBI's taxonomy places the organism in Eukaryota, Metazoa, Chordata, Actinopteri, Perciformes, Anarhichadidae. The record is from RefSeq and is a predicted model, not a curated record.